This is a messenger RNA of Lymnaea stagnalis (great pond snail), 4952 nucleotides long. The record is from the annotation of a GenBank genome assembly. NCBI's taxonomy places the organism in Eukaryota, Metazoa, Mollusca, Gastropoda, Lymnaeidae.
UUCCAUCUUUGUUUACAACUGAAGACAUCAUCUGGACUUUGAAACAGAACUUUAUCCGUAAGAUGGAUAAGAUACGAUUAUUUUAUUUAUCCAAGUAAAUGAAAAUGUAAAAUCUAUCUCUUCUAAACCAGGUAGGAAACUAUAACAACACCUUCUUGUACGCAGAUGAUCCGCCAGUUUGAUUUGUGCCAGGAAAACGUAAAAGCAACUCGGACACAAGUGGUUUUGGGUCCAAGAUGAAGACUCCGAUGUUCCGAGGAUUCGAUUUUCUUUUCUUUUUUUUUUUUUUUUGGUUGAGGGGUAUGCUUUUUCUCUGAGGAUCGUACUCUGUCAGUAAGUCUACCACACCAGCGAGCACGGUCCUUUGCAAGUCUCUCCCAUGAGUACAGGUCAACAAUGUCAAUGGAUUGGAGUAAGACAUUUAGAAAUGUCUUGACGUCGUGUUUAUUUUUAAUUUCCACCAGCUCCUCAUUUCCCACUGGAGAGUUCCUUGAACAGUGGUUGUGUGGGACGUCCGCUGCCUGCCAUUCUCCCAACAUUCCUUGCCCAUCCGGCGUGUUUAUUUUUUAAGUUCCACCAGCUCAUCAUUUCCCACUGGAGAGUUCAUUGAACAGUGGUUGUGUGGGACGUCCGCUGCCUGCCAUUCUCCCAACAUUCCUUGCCCAUCCGGCGUGUUUAUUUUUUAAGUUCCACCAGCUCAUCAUUUCCCACUGGAGAGUUCAUUGAACAGUGGUUGUGUGGGACGUCCGCUGCCUGCCAUUCUCCCAACAUUCCUUGCCCAUCCGGCGUGUUUAUUUUUUAAGUUCCACCAGCUCAUCACUUCCCACUGGAGAGUUCACUGAACAGUGGUUGUGUUGGACGUCCGCUGACUGCCAUUCUCUCAACAUUCCUUGCCCGUCCGGCGUGUUUCUUCCAAGGAGCUUGAAUGUCCUGAUCAAGUCAAUACCUUGUUGGACUUUUUUUAUCCGGGUCUUAGUCACUUUCCACAUUAUUAUUUCAAGAAGUUUAUGUGGGUAGAAAGCGUAUGUGGAGAUGGUAAACUGUUUUGCAUAUCUGCUGUACGCCUACCACGUUUCGCGCGCGCCAAAUUUGUUUAAGGAACACCAUGACCUAAUUACAUAUAUUUUAACAAUUAAAGACAUUGAUGUUUGUAACAAGCUGGGUAAAAAUAGGGUUUAAACAAAUAGACAAAGAGCGAUAAAACCGGGCCAAGAAAAGAAAAAAAAAUGAUUAAAAAACUUGUAAUAAUUUUAUCUUCUAUUAAUUGGUUGUUGAUUGAUGCUUUUUUUUAUUGUGUUGUUGGUGGUGUUGUUUUUUUAAGUCAAAUAACAAUAAAAAGUUUAUGAGACAGAUUUCAACACGUACCAACGAUAGCAUCGAUUACAGACAUUGUUGGCGCGACUUAUACAAAAAUAAGACGAGGAUAUUCGCUUAUGAUCCCAAGACAGCGAUAUGAUUAGAGUUUAUACGAUUACUAAACAAUUUUUAUUAAAACCUUUGCAUUGAAUUUUUAAAGUGUACUAUUACAAGUAUGCAAUCAACACUGCACUAUAAUUUUAAAACAUGGGAUAAGACUUUUUUUCUGUUUAAGUAGAUAAUCUAAUCAUGUCUUCCUCAAGGCGUGUCCAUCCAGGAGUGACCAGUGUUGGUGAGCAACAUCCUUCCCAUUCAAGGCUACAACAUGUUAUCCAACGCCGUGGCAUUUUAUGGAUGUAUGGCUCUGUUAUUCAUCGUGGGUAAGUUUUAUUUUAUUUUUUUAUUUACCAAAUAAACAUCUACCUAGCUACAUAUACAGUAUCUCAUAAUGUGAAGGUAUUUAACAAAUAAGCAUCUACCUAGCUACUUAUACAGUAUCUCAUAAUGUGUAGGUAUUUACCAAAUAAGCAUCUACCUAGCUACUUAUACAGUAUCUCAUGAUGUGUAGGUAUUUACCAAAUAAGCAUCUACCUAGCUACUUAUACAGUAUCUCAUGAUGUGUAGGUUCGCUGUCCACCACUAUUUUAUAAAAAACAUUGAUGAGAAUGAUUUUUAAAAUGAAAGGAAAUGAAAAGGACUUCUCUUAAGCUUUGCUCGAAUUAAAAACGACAAUAUUAUAAUAGUAAACCUUUAGUUGGUAAGGGAACAGAUGCAGGAAAAUGAGUUACUUGCCAAAAACUAAACUUUACAUUUCAAGUAAAUUUCUUGCAUAUAAAUAACUGUUGGCUCCAACGUGUUUCAAGAGAACAACUUUUAGACCUGGAUUUUCGUCGUAGAUGAGAAACUUUGACUCUGGGUCUAGCUUUUCGUAAAUGUUGUCCCGGCAAAAUACUUUAAAGCCAUGCUAUCUCGGUCGAUAGGUUUUAUUUUGGAGUAGAUGAUAUGUCUCCAUUUAUUACACCCUGAGAAUCGUCUUCUACUGGAUACAAAUUGUUUUUGUCACACAAAUAAAUUUUGGCCAAUAAAUAAUCCAGUUAUCAAUGAUGGUCUGUUUUAAAGAUUCCGUUGUCUUACAUUUGAAUCAUAAGACAAGAACUUACAAUGCAGUGUCUGCAUAUUAAUAAUAAAAUACAAAAUGUCGCCUUUGUCUGACCGCCCCCUUUUUCAGCCCAUUCUUAUGAGAUUGCAAUUCAGGUACAUUACGACUUUGAAAUAUUGAGUCAAGUAACCACUCGAGGAGUUCCACAAUACGUUCUGUGCACUAUUUUGAACUUCCUCAUUUUUAGUUUUUUUUUUUAAUAAAGAUAAAAAAACUAUUCAUUACAAAGUAGAUUGACACUUGCUUCCUUCUCAAUGUAUUUAUGCAGGUGUCAACACUGACACAAUCACCACGCGAAUUGCUGAAAACUGCCAGGAGAGCAUUGACGAAUGCAAGAAUAUUGCAACAAACGAUGCGGAGAUUAUGUAAGAGAAACGUAUUUAUUUGUGAAAUUUUGCCACAGGAAAUUAAGUAUUUAUCUCAAGAACGUUUAUUAUUGUAUACAUUAAAAUGUUGUUGUUUUUUUUAAACACAGUGGCGUAGGAAGGGGGAAAGGUUUUAGAGGUGAUGCGAUCUAUUGUGGUGGCAAUCAUUAUCUUUAAACGCAGGGGACAACUUAUCGGCGUAUUGCAGGGGUGGUAGCAGGGGGUGUGGGCUAACGAAAGCCUUUUUUUAAAUGUCGCAAUAAAUGUAAAAAUAGUGAACGAGUACAAAACUAGCACAAAACAUACAUGCAGACUUUUUUUCAGACUUGAAGAUAGAUGGGUCAUAGUUGAAUGCUUUAUUUAUUUAGGCAUUUUUAUAUAGCGCUUACCAUAAAGCUCUAAGCGCUUUACAAUUAUUAAAAACAUGUAAACUAAGUAAAAUAAAAAUGAGACACUAGGAUAGUAACUACUAUACUAUAGAAAUAUGACCUUCGUAUGCAAGGACAAUGAAGACUACUUAAGGAAAGAAGCCAUUUUUGGUAGCAGCAAGCCUUUUUUGAAAUGUCGCAAUAAAUGUAACAAUAUUGAACGAGUACAAAACUAGCACAAAACAUACAUGCAGACUUUUUUCAGAUUUAAACAAAGGAAUAUAGCUGAAUGCUUUACGAGCUUCGUAUGCAAGGACAGUGAAGACGACUUAAGGAUGAAAUCCAUGUUUGAUUAUGGAAGAACACUUCCUAGUAAGUACUUAUAUUACUAUAAUUGUUUUCUAGAAAUUUACUGAAAUCUGGUCGAUUGUUAAAGGUAUGUCCUUUUUAAACUGGCAUAUAGCUUUAUUUCAAAGUUCAUGCUAUUGGCAUUGUCUUUUUCAGAUAAAACCCAUUAGUCUUUGCUCUUCACUUGGGGACGAUGCAUACCUCUCUGUACUCUGUCUUUCUUUAAAUUUGCUUGAGUUAUUUUUGAUAUUUCCCACUUAAUGCACCGAAGAUAGGAUUCUGCCCGUUUGUACUUUCGAAACACUGUAUCAAUCUGUGAGAGAGAGAGUGUGUGCUUAGACGUACUGAAAGUUACAUAUGUCUGGUUGCUUGCUCAUCAUGUGAAAUUUUAUUGUGUUAAAUUAUUACUUACUUCAUCCACAAACGCUCCUUAUGUACAAUUUGAGAUCAGGAUUCACAAACGUUUAUUAUUGUUGAACGUUGGAUGAUGGCAAGAGACUACUUCUUUAUAUUGAUUCGCAGCAGUUCUAAGCCUGUUUCACUUUAUCAAAGCAUUACACUAUAUAUCUCUGUUGAUGUUAAAUUUUUUCUUAAUGGUCAAAUAAAUGUUAGUUCAAAUGAAAUCAAUUAAAUAUAAUCUAUUUAUGAGCUUGUAAUUUUAGGCUUUAAAAACAAAAUUAGACUGAGUCCAAAAGAAAAAACAAAAAUUGAAUUUGUUAAAAUGUGUUUCAGGAAAGGAUGAUGUGCUCUUUCAAGACCGCUUUGUCCGAACUGGGUCUUCAAAUUUGGUAGUGAUCAUCGGCGUUUCCUACGAGACAUUGAUCAUCAGUUCUGUCACAGCGUUUCUCUUAGCUUAGCUAUUAAUAAACCUUCAACAACCCAUGAAUAUGCUCUAAUUGUAAGCUAUUCAAAAAUUAUGAAAAAAAUAAUAAUUAAAUAAAUAUGUGUUGAAAGGGGCUGAUAACAUGUAUUUUUAAUGAGUUUUAAAAAAAUGCAAUUGAACUAUACAAAAUGGUGGUAUAAGAACAAGCAUAAAUAUCCUAAUUGUUGAGUAUUGUAUGAUCCAAUGACAUUAUUGUUGUACAUUAGCUAACAAUUGAAAUCUCAUAGAAAUAUACCUAGAUUUAGUUCAUUAACGAUGAACGUUAUUUUUAGUACGAAUGGAACAGAGUAAAAUCAUUCGGCUAUUAAAGAGUAUUAAAAUGGAAUAAACUAUCAUUUUAUUCUAAAUGAAAUGCACCUUGGGCAGUCUUCACAAAAAUGUAAUAGAGAAAAAUGUGAAUUGUUUUUUUUCAAAUUAAAUUUUUUCAAAGAGCUCCUUUAGUCAAUAUAUUUUGAAAAUUUCUUUUCUCUUUG